UCACCACACAUAUCUCACAAAUUUCUUUUAUAAAAGACACUCUCUAGAGUCCCUAAUCCUUCAGUAUUACCUAGCAAUAUGGCUUUCAACAAGCUCUUUGCAGCAAUUUUAGCCGUCAAUUUAUUCUUCUUCUUCUUCUUCACAUUCUCCGCCGCUUGUGAUCCGUGCAAGCACAAGCCGAAGCCACCUCCGGCUCCACCGGCGGCUUCUUGUCCUAAGGACACAUUGAAACUCGGAGCGUGUGUGGAGCUACUUGGUGUUGUUAAUGUUAUUGUUGGAACACCACCUAGUAGCCAGUGUUGUGCUUUGAUUCAAGGGUUGGCUGACUUGGAAGCUGCUUUGUGUCUUUGCACUGCAAUUAAGGCGAAUGUGCUCGGGAUUAACUUGAACGUGCCGAUUUCUCUUAGUGCAAUUGUCAGUGGUUGUGGAAAAUCUGUUCCUCCAGGCUUCCAAUGCACAUAAGAAGCUACAUCUCUAUAUGUUGGUUGUUCUAUGUUGACAAUUAAUGUUCAAUUUGCAUCUCUUUAAUUAUGUAUCAUUUGUUGUUGUUUCAUGUUUGUAUGGACUUCUUUUUGUUUCAAUUGGUUUAUUUUCACGUGUGAUCGAUGUGCACGUUCAAAUAAUUAGGCAACUUGGGGUUGCCUUAUGUCGCAUCUUUAUGUCUAUAUACUUCCUUAAAUAUGACAGAUUGUUAA
This is a messenger RNA of Tripterygium wilfordii, 695 nucleotides long. Its product is annotated as 14 kDa proline-rich protein DC2.15-like. The transcript has a single exon. Bases 79 to 462 code for a protein of 127 amino acids. The record is from RefSeq and is a predicted model, not a curated record. Lineage: Eukaryota; Viridiplantae; Streptophyta; Magnoliopsida; Celastrales; Celastraceae.